Molecule: messenger RNA, 5622 nt
Organism: Saccoglossus kowalevskii
Lineage: Eukaryota; Metazoa; Hemichordata; Enteropneusta; Harrimaniidae
Product: SCO-spondin-like
Source: RefSeq, a predicted model, not a curated record
AUGGCGAACACGUUUGCUGUGUGCAUGACAGCAAGAGCUGCAGCUGAAGGAGGAGCGGAGGACAGAGAUGUUGAAGAGGACAAUGUUGGUACUGUUAGUAAAUGUUCAAGUCAUCGAAAAGGUACGCGGGAAUGUGCCACGUCCACAAGUCGUUUUCAGCUAGAUGUACCCCGGCGACACGUGUUGACACGUCCAUUGAAAUUCGAGUGGGCCAUAGUAGACAUUAAAAUCGACGACUCAUUAAUAGAUGGCUUGUAUGAAGGCGGACGAAACGACCAAACGUUACAACAGGUUAUUCAGGAAAAAAGUCCUCGACAAUAUGUGCCAGUGGUAACGCCAUGCGCUAGUCACCCUUGUUUAAAUGGGGGCGUAUGUCAAGAACUUGGAAACAAUAUGUAUAAAUGUUACUGUCCGAAUGGUUGGACUGGCAAUUUGUGCGAAAGGACUCGAGAUCCAUGUGCGAAGAAUCCUUGUCUGAAUGGGGGACAGUGCGUCACUUCAAGCGCUGCAAGUUUCUUCUGUCUAUGUGUGAAUGAUUACAAGGGAAGUCACUGUGAGACCCCUGCCUAUGUGAGUCGAUGCGAUGGCAAGCCGUGUCAGAAUGGCGGCAGUUGUUAUGAUCUUGGCAACAAACGAUAUCACUGCCAGUGUCCGGAAGGUGUUUAUGGGGAAAACUGUGACAUCAAACCACAAAUUGAGCAAAAGUCAGUUGGAUUUUCUGGUGGCCAUGGUAGCGACGGCAACUAUAGAAGGGUGCACAUUAUGCCAUACGAGAGACAACAAGCUCACCCUACAAUGUCGUACACAACAACAGCGAUGCCCACAACACGUGGUACACUGCCGAUCACGUACAGACCAUCUGUCGCUUCCACCGGUACUUGCUUCACAUUCGGACAGACCCAUUACAGCACAUUUGACGGCAAACUCUACAGUUUCAAGUGUCCCUGUAGCUACAAACUUGUGGCGGACUGCGUGGCAAACACAUUCAACGUGUACCUGAGCAAUGACCCGGACUGCGACGGCACAUAUGUGUGUCGGCGAUCGCUCUUACUCGACAACGGGAACGCGGCAGACAACAUUCUACUCGUUCAGACGGAAAACGGACCCAGCGCUGUCGCCGACGACGAGUUGUUGACGAUACCUGCUUACAUUAACGGCGCCCUCAUCGAACAAGUGGGUGGCUACAUUGUUGUGAAAAGCGGAGCCGGUUACCGUCUUCGUUGGGACGGUGACGAGUACGUCGAUGUCGUCAUCACUAGUAGCUCAAUGUUUGGUAAGACGUGCGGACUGUGUGGUAUCUAUAACGACGAUCCCGCCGAUGACUGGACAACUUCAACGGGCGUUCUUUCUGACAGUGUUUACACGUUUGCCAAGUCAUGGGAAGUCGUCGAUAACAACGGUCAAUGCGUCGAGGGUAUACGGGACCCAGCUACAUUGUGCACUGAGCAAGCCAGGCAGGUGCGGUCUAUGGGUGUCUGCGAUACCCUGUUAUAUCCGCCAUUCGAUGCGUGCCACCAGCACGUCGAUGUUGUUGAUUACCUCGAAGCCUGUGAAACUGAUGUUUGUCUGUCGGCAGAAUGGAGAGACGACGCAGCAUGUAACGCUAUAUCUGCGUAUUCCAGAACAUGCGCCAGGGUUGGAGUGCCAAUCAAUGGCUGGCGAUCACCAGGUUUCUGCUACAUUAACUGUACAGCCGGCAUGGUUUAUGACGACUGUGGUUCAAUGUGUCCCAAGACAUGCAGUAGAAAAGAAUAUAUAUGUGAAUAUGGUCACUGCGUGGACGGGUGUCACUGCCCAGAUAAUACAUACUUGCAGAAUGGCGAGUGUGUGGAAGAAUUCGAGUGUGAAUGUAGCUACCAUGGACAGAAUUACGCCCCUGGUACGUGGAUAUCCCAGGAUUGCAAUGAAUGUCAAUGCAUCAACGGGAGAUGGGAAAACUGCACUCAAAACCAAUGUGAAGCUAAGUGUUCAGCCACCGGUGACCCUCACUACACCACAUUCGACGGAACGAUGUACGACUUCAGUGGCGACUGUCACUACUCGAUGGCACAGAAUUGCUUCGUGGAAGACCACGAGUACAAGAUAAAUGUGGAAAACUCAGAUUGCAGUGCAAGUGGCGGCGUAUGUACACGAGCUGUGCAUGUUUAUUGGGGGUUUCACCACGUGAAACUAAAACAAAAUCACGAAGUGCUUGUAGACGGUAACGAUGUCUUCUACUUCCCACAUUACCAGCAUGGAGUCUUUAUUGAACGCGUCACCUCAAUUUUCACUAAGCUAUCACUUCCCAAUGGAAUUAGGAUAUUAUGGGAUGGCGAUACACGUGUAUACAUCACUGUCAGCCCGGAUCACCUUUCCAAGACGUGCGGUUUAUGCGGUACAUUUAAUAACGUACAAGCAGAUGAUUUCUACACUAUGGCAGGUGAUAUUGAAAUCGGCCCCGAGACGUUCGGUAACAAAUGGAAAGCGGACUCCAACUGCAUGGAUGUGAACACAGACACCACCGUCAAAAUGCACCCGUGUGAUCUCUACUCUCAGAAAGCCGGUAAUGCCCGUGAUAUCUGUCGACGUCUGAAAUACGAUCCGGUAUUUCAAGUUUGUCACGAAGUGGUCAACCCAGACUCAUUCUAUGACAGCUGCUUGUAUGACUACUGCAAAUGCUCGGAUGUCGAAGGGAAUUGUCAUUGCACGAUUAUGGCCGACUAUGCGCAUAAGUGUGCCGAUAGAGGAGUUGUUAUUGAUUGGAGACAGCACACCCCAGGAUGUGAAAUACUGUGCAGCCACGGCAUGAUCUUCCAGCAGUGUGGAAGCUCGUGUGGAACGUCGUGUACUGCUCUGUCUCACGGUCCGGAGGAAUGCUACGAAGAGUGUGUCGAAGGUUGCACUUGCCCACCCGGAGAGGUUAUGGGAUAUCCAUCAAAAUUCGAUUUCAGGAUUAUGUUGGAUCAGAUAACUCACGAAUUGCACAAAACCCAAGGCUCGUAUGAUGGUUUUAUGCAGAUCAUGAAAACAUGUGCAUCAACGGAGACUGGCAGUGCAGCGAAUGCUCUGAGCAACAAAGCUGCGGAACAAACGAAGUGCACACAAGCUGCGCAUCUACCUGUCCGCGCACUUGUGCUAACAACUACAACUAUGUACAGUGCGAGGAAGACAUCUGUGAGCCCGGGUGUGAGUGUCGACCAGGGUAUGUGUGGUCCUCGGAGGGUUGUGUAUUACCAGAAGAGUGUCCAUGUCUACACGGAGGCCGCGAAUAUCCAAUUGGAGGGAACAUCAAAAUCGAUUGCAAUAUAUGGUGUCGCUACGUUGUACGGCGAUCCACAUUAUAUCACGUUUGACGGCAAGACGUACGACUUUCAAGGCGCGUGCUCGUACAUUGUUACCAGAAGCACGGCGUCCAACGUCUAUGAAUUCAGCGUUGCUUCAGAAAACGUACAGUGCGGUACAAGUGGGGUUACGUGCUCGAAAACCGUUACCAUGACAAUAGGAAGUGGAAAGAAUCAACAUAGGCUGACUCUGACACGAGGAAAACCGCCUGAAAUAACUUACGGAGAAAGCGCAUUUAACAGGAUGACCGUCACAGAAGUCGGCUUAUAUGUGUUUGUCCAUACACGAAUAGGAGUCACUCUGCAGUGGGACAAUGGGACGACGCUCUAUGUAAAACUGGACCCAAUCCACAAAGGACGAGUUGAGGGCAUGGCUGGUAACUACAAUGACAACCAGAACGACGACACCAUACCACCAUCAGGGGGCUUCGCUUUGGAGAAACCCGACGAAUUCGGAAACAGUUGGAAAACGUAUGACUACUGUCCGGAUGCGCCGGUCAUAGAAGAUACCUGCGCCCUGCACCCGGAGAGACAGACGUGGUCUCGAAAACAGUGCAGCAUAUUGAAAUCGGAAGUAUUCCAACCCUGCCACGCCAGUGUACCUUACGAACCAUGGCUAAAAAGGUGUGAGUUUGACGCCUGUGGAUGCGAUAUGGGUGGCGACUGCGAAUGUCUGUGUACGGCUAUUGCAGCCUAUGGUCAAGAGUGCAACAAACAUGGAGUGCCGAUAAGAUGGCGAACACAAGACCUAUGUCCUAUACAGUGCGAAGAAUGUCUCAUCUACAACCCGUGUUUACCCGUCUGCAAGGCAACAUGUGAACACCAGCACCGGCAAGACGAUAACGGCGCAUGCGUAGAUGUGUGUGUCGAAGGUUGCCAGUGCCCCGAGGGAGAAAUAUGGAACGGAAACGAAUGCGUCACCGAGUGUCCACCGCCUGGAACAUGCCCACCUGGGUGCCCAACACCCCCAGCAUGUCCACCGGGUUGGGAGUUAGACACCGGGGGUAAUACUGGCUGCUGUCCGCUGUACAAAUGCAAGCCUAUCGCACCGACAUCCGCACCACCUGUGAUAACGACCAGACCUCUGCCGACGUCGGUGACACCGAUUGUGACGACGGCGUAUACAGAACGACCAACUUCGACUUUGUCCCCAUCCUGUCCGACAUGUCCACCCAUUCCAACGUGUCCAGAAGGCCACGAACUCAACUAUGGAGGGCGCGAUCCUCUUAAUUGUUGCGAUUUGUUCGUAUGUUUGACACCGCCACCAACGACCUCCAGUACUGGGAUUACACCAACAACUAUACACACAGUAUGGACCACCACCACCUCGCCGAUGAUCACAACAUCAGCAUAUCUUCCGACAACAUGUCCACCGUGUACGAUUCCUACCUGCCCGCCCGGCUACUACCCAUUCCCUUAUGACUAUGAUGGAUGCUGCAGUGACUACGAAUGCCGAGCGCCAACAACAACACCGUCAACUACUCUCCAGCCGACUACUGGACAACCCUCAUGCCCACCUACAUGUCCUCCGAUGCCCACGUGUCCAGAAGGAGAAGAAUUGACAUACUACAAUGACGGAUGUUGUAACUACUCAGCCGGGUGCUGGCCUAUUUCGACCACUCCUCCAGGCUGUGUAUGUGAAACGAGUCCUCCAUGUCCGACCGGUGCUGCGACAGUGACCAGUGGAUACGACGAGUGUGGCUGUCCAAUUUACGAGUGCUUACUAGAAGAAACCCCAGGAACUACAUCGCUACCAAUAAUCACGUUACCCACAAAACCUGUGGUAACAACCACUGGGCCACCAACAACUACAGGACCACCAACAACUGCUAGACAACCAAUAACUACUGGGCCAACAACUACUGGCGCACCAAGUACGACUGGUCCAGCAACUACUGGGUCAACAACUACUGUAGCACCAAGUACGACUGGACCAACAACUACUGGCGCACCAAGUACGACUGGACCAACAACUACUGGAGCAGCAAGUACGACUGGACCAACAACUACUGUGCCAGCAACAACUACUGGGGCAGCAACAACGACUGGAACAACAACUACUGGAGCACCAAGUACGACUGGGCCACUAACAAGUGCUAGAUCAACUACUGGGCCUCCACUAACAAGUGUAUCUGAAACAUCUGGAGUGACAACAACAGGACCCCCACUCACAAGCACGACUUCAGGUGGACCGGUAUGCCCCCCUUGUCCAUCAGAACCAGAGUGUCCUCCUGGGCAAGAACCUGUUAUUAUUGGAGAAGGUCCUUGCUGUACUAUAUGGGAUGGAUGUAGAGGUAAGUAG